CUGUGUUGUUCAUAUGCCUUUCUUCAAAAUGAGAAUUAUGUAUGAGUUUUCAAAAUUUAGUUGAGACAAUAGUCCUAUAAGUUUAAAACGGUUGGUUCUGAGAAUUUUUGGGACAGCAAAGAAAGUAUUGAAAAACAAUGAUGUCGUCAAUUUCAUGGGUACCCAAAGGAGUAUCAAAACCAGUUGUCCUCAUAACCGAAGCCAUGAUGGAGCUCCUCACGGAAAUUUAUGGAGAUGAUCCAUAUCUCAAAAAUCACAAUGAUUAUUCUUAUGAGGAACUUUGCGUUCCCAUUAAUCCAACGGAUUCUCUCAUUGUUUGUGCACGGGUAAAGGAACAAGGUCGUGAUAGUUUUGGUGUUUUUGAGGUUUGGAUACUUAUCGAUGAAGAAAAAUAUUUGUAUUUUCACCAUGACAUCCGAAUUUCAGCAUUGCCGCUUUGCUCAGCUUGGCUUGAUUAUCCCCUUGAAGGAGGAGAGAGAGGGAACUUCUUAGCUGUUGGUUCGAUUGAACCUAAUAUUCAAAUUUUUAACGUUGACGUUGUAAGUGAAUUUAGGGAUGGAAAGGGAACGCCAUGUAUGGUGUUGGGUAGCACUGAAGAUGAUGGCCACAGUGACUCAGUACUUGGUCUUGCAUGGAACAAAGAGUACAGGAAUAUAAUUGCAAGUGCCAGUGCUGACACGAAAGUGAAGAUUUGGGAUAUGGUCAGUGGGAAGUGUGAAAGUACGAUGACGGAUCACACAGACAAGGUUCAAGCUGUUGCUUGGAAUCCCCAUUCACCACGGUCUCUUCUUACUGGUUCCUUUGAUGGUACUGUUUUUUUGAAGGACGGGAGGAUCACAUCACAUGAUGGUUGUAAGUGGGAACUCAAUGCUAAAGUAGAGAGCUUGGCAUGGGAUCCACACUCUGAGCACUCUUUUGUGGUGAGUCUUGAAAAUGGUACUGUUAAAUUGAUUGAUGUUCGGACUGCCAAGUCAGAUUCCGGAUCUGAGUUCAAUGCUAAUGAACAUGGCAAAGCUGUUACAUCAGUAUCCUACAAUCUGGCAAUUCCUAAUCUUCUCGCUACGGGAUCGUUGGACAACAAGGUAAAGCUUUGGGAUUUGUCAAACAACCAACCUUCUUGUGUGGCCUCUUAUUCUCCAAAAGUAUGGCCUGUCUGUUCUAUUUCAUUCUCGGAAGAGAACCCUUUUUUGUUGGCUAUAGGAGGCUCAAAGGGAAUAAAAAUACCAAUAAUUGAAAGAACAACUACUUUGGAGGUAUGGGACACUCAAUCGUAUUCUGGAAUUUCUGAAAAAUAUGGGAACUACAUGAAGUAAUUAAACUAUGGAUCAAAUACUCAUUGAAUGCUGAAUGGAAAAGAAAGAUCAAACGAAAAGAAAAAAAAAAGAGAAAUUUUAAGGAACCCUUAUCAUUUGUAUGGCUCAGAACCCUC
Molecule: messenger RNA, 1429 nt
Organism: Vigna radiata var. radiata (mung bean)
Lineage: Eukaryota; Viridiplantae; Streptophyta; Magnoliopsida; Fabales; Fabaceae
Product: periodic tryptophan protein 1 homolog
Exons: 14
Coding region: 138-1313 (391 amino acids)
Biological process (GO): rRNA processing
Cellular component (GO): nucleus
Molecular function (GO): protein binding
Source: RefSeq, a predicted model, not a curated record